GGCGGGGCUGCGGGGCGGCAGCGGGCACCGGGGGGCAGCGGGCCGGGAGCGGCUGCGACUGCGAUAGCGGCACCCACAGCGGAACCCACAGCGGCACCCCCGACACGGGACACCAAACACCGACACCCCACACCGCCAGCAGCGCGGGUCGGGGCAGCACAGACCGGCACCGACCUGACCCGAACCGACCCAGGCCGGCGCACCGGAGAUCGGCACCCGACACCGGCACCCGCGACCGACCCAGGCCGGGCGAGCCGGGACCGGCACCCUCAGCCGACCCUCGCCAGGCCGGGGAAACCGGGACCGGCACCCCGGAGCGACCCCCGCGGGGUUUCGCUUUCCUCGGCCCUUCCCCCGCUCCCUCCCGGCGCUGUCCCCGCCGGGCGAAGGCGGCAGCAGCGGCAGCAGGCGGCUCCGGUGCCCGGGGCUGUGAGGGAAGCGAGCCCGCUCGGAGCCAUGGCCAUCGCGGCCGUGCCCGCGGCCGAGUCCCGGCUCUGCGGCAAUUGCAAAAAGGAUAUUCCUGCAGUUAAUUUCAUCAUCCAUGAAAUCCACUGUAGAAGAAAUAUYGAAAUCUGCCCCUACUGCAGCGACUCCAUCCCAAAGUCUGAGAUGAAGAACCACAUUGAGUCUGAACAUGUGCWGGUCACCUGCAAGUGUAGGAUGAAGAUGGAAAACAGCCUCCUGAAGGACCAYGAGGAAUCCUCGUGCCCGCUGCGCCCCGUGCUGUGCCAGUUCUGUGACAUCCAGCUGGCCUUCAACAAGCUCCAGGAGCACGAGCUCUACUGCGGGGCCAGGACCGAGCCCUGCGGGCGCUGCGGCCGCAACGUCCUGCUCAAGGAGCUCAAGGAGCAUCCCCGGGUCUGUGGGAGAGAGGAGAAAGCAGCAAGGGGGAGCAGGAGAGCGCCGGGAUUCCGGACUGAGGGUGGAGGAGGUGAGCUGGAGAGAUCUGAAAUCCGUCAUUCCUCACUGCCUGAAGACUGGAACGCUGACCUGGAUUAUGUGUUGGCUCUCAGCCUGCAAAGUGAGAAUAAUCCUCACCAUAAUACUGCAGCUGAGAUUCCCAGGGAUUUCUGGGAAUAYGACUACACCAAAGAGCCUGGACAAUCUGCCCAUCUCAGUGGAACAGACCUGUCCAGAAUCUUCUCCUGUGACUCUCCAGGGUCCUUCAGCACAUCAAACCACAGCAAAAUAGACAAGGAGAUGAUCAUGUUGCCCUGUGAGUUCUGUGAGGAGCUGUGCCCUGCUGAAGAUCUGAUCCUUCACCAGACAGGGUGUAACCCAGCAAGUGCCUUUGCCUCGUUCAGUAAGAGAAGUUCUUCUCCAAAUCUGUGGGAAUACCGUGGGGGAUCCAACAGCCACAGGACUGUCCCUUCAUCCCAGCCCCAAGCUGUCCAGGCAGAAGGGAACAUCAUGAUUCCAUGUGAAUUCUGUGGCAUCCAACUGGAAGAGGAGAUUCUCUUUCAUCACCAGCACCACUGUGACCUGCGCCCUGCCAGCCCCACAGGUGACAUUCCAGCUCGGGAGCUGCCGGCUCCGCAGCCCCACGGGCAGAGACGGGAAUCGCCAGAGCCGGCUYGGCGACGGAUCCGGCACCAAGGAGAUGUUUCUCCCUGGCACACRGAAGGCUUUGGGAAGCUGGGGCUGUUCCCUGCUCCACGGAGCGGGCUGAGGACGGAGGUGGCCAAGGCUGGGAAUGCAGCGCUGUCCCCUCCAGGGAGAGCUGGUGACGCUCCGGCCACGCGGGGCAAACCCGGGAAGGGGAACGGCAGCGAGGGGACACCGAGGGACAGAGGUGACUCUGCAGCUGGGACAAUGCCACGAGUGAGAGCUGCUCAGCACUUCCAGGCAGAAACCUUCACUUCCAGCUCCUCCAGAACUUCUCCAGCCCAGCCCAGGUAAUGCCUUUGCCUUCUGGUCCUUCCCACUUCUCAUGGGGCAAAUCUGGAUUCCUUUGGCUGUGCCUGUGGCUGAAAGGGUUUCCAAAGGCUUUCAGAUUCCCCCAGUUGAAUUUGGCUGAUGCUUAUCUGAGUUUCAARCAACAAAUUUAGAUUUUUACCUCAAAACAGAAUGGACAAACUGGUCAGUGGGGUAAAAUACAGGAUAAGGCGUCAUUACCUGUUCAUGGAGGGCUCUGCUCUCACCUGGGCUCCAAACAGGAGCUGGUUCUGCUGCUGAAACAUCUGAGUCAGGGGCAGAGGAGGCACAAGGGUCUUUCCCUUGAUCCUCUCUGUCCCUGCUAUGUUGUCCUGUGUUUAUCCACCCCCUCUGAAUCUGUCCCUGUCCCACAGCUCCAGCACCGCAGGAGGAAGGAGCCUUGGGCUGUCGGACGGGCGUGGAGGCCUCCGGCGCCGCAGCUCCAAGGCAAAAGCCCAGAGCCCAGCGGCUGGACACCCAGAGGAGUGAGCCWGUGCCUGUGGAGAACAAGGAGCACCCGGCCCUGUUCCCAGGCUCUGCCGGACUCGUUGGUCCGAGUGCAAGUAAAUUCCAACCUUCAGUUUCAAUUUUUAGGCAGUGACCGUUUUCUAAAUCUCUAUUUUUGAUCUGCGAGAGCAAAUUCCAGGUUUUUAUGUCUCUGAUUUCCUCGAGCACCACCCCAAGGCACCAAACUGAGUCUCACCUUGGGCCCCACCUGAGUUCUGUGUCCAUGUGGGCUCCUUGUGCUGCUCCAGGAUGGGAUUUGUGCCACCCACAGCUGCCCUGGAAUGUUCAGGCACAGCAGGUGACACCAACAGGGAGCAGGACUGAGGGUUGGGGCUCCAAGGCUUCUCAGUGCUGCAUUUUCAAUUAAAAAGCUUUUAAAGUUUCUUGGAAUAAAAUGUAUCUGAUGUUGUCCCAAAUGAUUGUGCGGUGCCAUCAAUCCCAUGAGGUGACAUGGGACCACAGCCCCUGGCUGAGGAUGUGUUCCAACCCACCUUGUGAAGGCCAGCAAAUCCAUUCCUGCCGUUAUUCCCUGCCCUGGGUCCGUGGCACUGCUGGAAUCCCUGGGACUGGGGGAAGUGGAGCAGGUCCUGGAAAACACCCUUGGCCAUCAGCCUAAUUAGGGAGGUGCAGCAGAUGGCMCUGGCAGGGCUAAUUAGCCACCCCUGGGGCAGGGUGGUUACUGAGGCCUCAUCUCAGGUGCCAACUCCAUCCCAGYGGAGCAGCCGGAGCCCAACGAUGGCUGGAAGGAUCUUCCUCCUAAAAUAAAGACAUUUUACAGAUGCUCCCACC
This is a messenger RNA of Malurus melanocephalus (red-backed fairy wren), 3210 nucleotides long. It is a transcript of the gene TRAFD1, whose product is annotated as TRAF-type zinc finger domain containing 1. Gene Ontology annotation, molecular function: zinc ion binding. Bases 457 to 1899 code for a protein of 480 amino acids. Lineage: Eukaryota; Metazoa; Chordata; Aves; Passeriformes; Maluridae. The transcript is spliced from 10 exons. The record is from RefSeq and is a predicted model, not a curated record.